AUGGCUGGCAGCAUGGCUCCGUUGGGAGUGAAGAAGGAGAGGGCGGCGGAGUACAAGGGGCACAUGACGUUCGCCGUCGCCAUGGCGUGCAUCGUCGCCGCCAUCGGGGGUUCCAUCUUCGGCUAUGACAUCGGCAUCUCCGGAGUCAACACCAUGGACCCGUUCCUCCAGAGAUUCUUCCCGGUGGUGUUCCAGCGGAAAAACUCGGCCAGCGUCAACAACUACUGCAAGUACGACAACCAGGCUCUCUCCGCCUUCACCUCCAUCCUCUAUCUUGCCGGGCAAGUCUCCACACUCGUGGCUGCGCCGGUGACAAGGAACUACGGCCGCCGCGCCAGCAUUAUCUGCGGCGGCAUCAGCUUCCUGAUCGGCGCGGCCCUCAACGCCGCGGCCGUGAACCUCACAACCCUGAUCCUUGGCCGCGUCAUGCUUGGCGUCGGCAUCGGUUUCGGCAAUCAGGCUGUGCCGCUCUACUUGUCCGAGAUGGCGCCGGCGCACUUGCGCGGCGGGCUCAACAUGAUGUUCCAGCUCGCGACGACGCUUGGCAUCUUCUCGGCGAACAUGAUCAACUACGGCACGCAGAAAAUCAAACCGUGGGGGUGGCGCCUCUCGCUGGGCCUCGUGGCGGCGCCAGCACUGCUGAUGACGAUCGGUGGGAUCCUCCUCCCGGAGACGCCAAACAGCCUCAUCGAGCGCGGGCGUGUCGAGGAGGGCCGGCGCGUGCUGGAGCUGAUCCGCGGCACCGCGGACGUCGACGCUGAGUUCACAGACAUGGCGGAGGCGAGUGAACUGGCCAACACUAUCACGCACCCGUUCCGGAACAUCCUGGAGCGACGUAACCGGCCGCAGCUGGUGAUGGCCGUGUGCAUGCCGGCGUUCCAGACCCUCACGGGAAUCAACUCCAUCCUGUUCUACGCGCCGGUGCUGUUCCGGAGCAUGGGCUUCGGUGCCGACUGGUCCCUCUACUCCUCCAUGCUCACCGGCGCGGUGCUCCUGUUCUCCACGCUUAUUUCCAUCGCCACCGUCGACCGCCUCGGGAGGAGGAAGCUCCUCAUCAGCGGCGGCAUCCAGAUGAUCGUUUGCCAGGUGAUCGUGGCGGCGAUCCUCGGGGUAAAGUUCGGUGCGGACAAGCAGCUGUCGCGGAGCUGCUCGAUCGUGGUGGUGUUCGUGAUCUGCCUCUUCAUGCUCGCGUUCGGGUGGUCGUGGGGUCCGCUUGGGUGGACGGUGCCGAGCGAGAUCUUUCCGCUGGAGACGCGGUCGGCGGGGCAGAGCAUCACGGUGGCCGUCAACCUGUUCUUCACCUUCGUCAUUGCGCAGGUGUUCCUGUCGCUGCUCUGUGCUUUCAAGUUCGCCAUCUUCAUCUUCUUCGCUGGCUGGAUAGCCGUCAUGACCGCCUUCGUCUAUGUCUUCCUGCCGGAAACCAAGGGCGUGCCCAUCGAGGAGAUGGUGAUGCUCUGGAGCAAGCAUUGGUUCUGGAAGAUCAUCAUGCCAGCAAUGCCGACGAUGCCGCUCGAGAACGGCUUGGGACCAAGUGACAUUUGUUAA
This is a messenger RNA of Aegilops tauschii subsp. strangulata, 1545 nucleotides long. RefSeq names its product sugar carrier protein A-like. Lineage: Eukaryota; Viridiplantae; Streptophyta; Magnoliopsida; Poales; Poaceae. The record is from RefSeq and is a predicted model, not a curated record. Gene Ontology annotation, cellular component: membrane. Gene Ontology annotation, biological process: monosaccharide transmembrane transport. Gene Ontology annotation, molecular function: monosaccharide transmembrane transporter activity.